AUGAACUCUUGUUGGGGUUUAUUUGGUUUGGCAUUACGCAUCUCAUUAUAUAAGAGACCUAGUGGAUUAUUAAAAGGCUUUUCGUACGUUGAUAGGGCAUCAACUCAAAAGCUUCUUCCAAUGCAUUUAAUAAAUCUUCAGAAACACACUGGAUGUCGUCAUGUUGGACAAGAUUCUGAUACUUCAGAUGAUGAGUUAGGUGAUGAAGAUGAGGAUGAUAAUGCCGAUGAAUUAGAUCCAUAUUAUUCAGAAGAUAUGGCGUUCAGUCCACAUUUUCGACAAAUCUCAUCAUACGUCAAAUCCUUACGUUUUGAUAAAAUUAUUCGUUUGUAUUAUGUCAAGUUAUUUUUGGUUGGUCGACCACCUUUGGCUCUAUUUUCAUUAUUUCUAUUAUUAUGUGCAGUUGGAUUAAUUGUAUUAGAUGUACUAGUGAAUAAAUCCCCUCCUAAUAAUCCUGAUGUUGAAAAACAUUGGAAUAAAUUAUUAUUAGAAUUAUCAGGAUUAGAAUUUUGUAUUAUUAAUUCAUCAAAUGCAAGAUUAAUGGCAGAAUCUUACGCAAGUGCACAUGUUUUACGUGGAUUAGAUGAUAUAAAAUCUGACAACGUCAUUAUUUCACAUGCAAUCCAUCUACCUUUAUCAAUAUAUCCUAAUGAAGAAUUUGUUUAUGAUAUGUCAUAUUUAUUAAUUGCUAAAAUGUAUGGACGUCAUAUUGGUAUUAAAGGUCCUUUAGCAUUGCAAAAACUGAACAUAUCUUUUCUGGUACCAUCAGUUCGAAAUGAAAAUCGUAAAGGAAAAAAUCUGAACUUUCGAUUUGUACAUUUAAAAACAUGUGUGACUUUUACUGCUACAUCGGCUAUUUUCCCACCAAUACUGUUACCUCCGACUUGUGAACCAAACUUAAUUGGUAGUACAUCCUCAAUAACUAGUCUUCUUGAAUGGUCCAAACGGACUGGUGUUUUUGACUCAAACCGUUGUCAUGGUCGGACACGAAUACAGACUGAGUUUCAUGUUUCUCCUCAUCUUUUACCACGUUUGGAAAAGGUAGAUAUUCUCCUCAUUUCAUCUCGAUUACAAUUUCUAAGGUCGGAAUGUAUUUUCUUUAUAAAUACUUGUCACACAAAUCAAAUAUAA
Schistosoma bovis is the source of this 1131-nucleotide messenger RNA. The record is from the annotation of a GenBank genome assembly. NCBI's taxonomy places the organism in Eukaryota, Metazoa, Platyhelminthes, Trematoda, Strigeidida, Schistosomatidae.